AUGCCUACUGCUGCUGGAUUAUUAUUAAGUUCUGUCUUUGGCGCAUCUGCCAGACUCCUCCAAACCGCCAUGAGUGGCAGCCCAUCCAAACUAUCCUCCAAAAUUAUUGGCUACUCCACAUUCAUGGGCUUUUCCACCGCCAUCUACCUCCUUGUCAUCGACCCAACUAUCCAAAACACAAACCUGCUUUUCGAACGAAGAUUGACCUUGUUGCGUGAACAAAGAGAAAAGAGAGCUGAAUUCUACGACUUUGAACCUGCUACAAAACAACAUCCAUAUAAAAGAGGUGCAUUCACUCAACUUCUUGAUAAAUUCGGUGCUAAAUACUAA
Candida dubliniensis CD36 is the source of this 330-nucleotide messenger RNA. RefSeq lists its product as uncharacterized. The record is from RefSeq and is a predicted model, not a curated record. Bases 1 to 330 code for a protein of 109 amino acids. NCBI's taxonomy places the organism in Eukaryota, Fungi, Ascomycota, Pichiomycetes, Serinales, Debaryomycetaceae. The transcript has a single exon.